UGCGGAAACACGUGUCCCAGCGGAAGAGAAUGUAUACAAUGGAAAUCCAAAAAUCAAUUAAGUUAUGAAAAACACCAUUAAUUGUCUUUCUUUUGUCGCAGCUGCACAUAAAAAAUGGCGGAUAUCUCGACACAGUCAUUUAGAUCUCGUUUAUGACCGUUUACGUGGAGCGUUGAGUUACUGGAUGAAAACGGCUACAGACGAGAGGUUUAUUUAUGAUAUUUAGAACUACUGGAGAAGCACCGUUUCCUGGAAAGCAGCAUGAGCUGAUAGUGACUGAGGUGUUCCAGAAGAGGUUUCAAAAGAGAGAGGCUGCCCGGAAGAUGCCAAGAAGAAAACAACAGAAUCCUCAAUCUGUCAAGUUGGAUUCUGAAGAUGGUGUAGUGACCAUUGUAGCUCCAGGAAUCCUCACCUUGGAGGCAGAUUUCGUUCUGGGACACGACCUUGAGUUUUGUGACGCCGACCAUGACAAGAUCCUAGGCCUGGACGACAAGUACUCAGCAGCUGAGAUCUCUGUGUACCCUCUGGGUGAUGAGGAGAGUUGUGCCUUCAGCAGUCUCAGUAUGGCUGGGCAGUGUGACCAGGAGCAGGGCCCUGAGUCCCAGCCCGACCACGAGCCCCCCUACCUGUCCUGCCGGGGCUGUGGUCUGGACCUAGUGGGACCCUACUGUCACCGCUGCUGCAAGGGAGAAAGGGGGGAAUUCAGAGGCUUUCGCUCCGGUUCGCGACCACAAGCGUACGAUGGCGAUGGCGAGGAAGGGGACGGAGGCGGGAUGGACGGCGCUGAUGGAAAGGACGAUAACUUCAUAAUGGGCGACGACGGUCCUUCCUCCAAGCGCCACUCCUGCCAGUUAUGUGGGUUCUCCUCACGCUAUGCCAAUCACGUCAAGAGGCACAUGAAGACUCACAACGGGGAGAAGCCGUACCGUUGUCCCAUGUGUACCUACGCCUCGGCCCAGCUGGUCAACCUGCAGAGACACCUGAGGAUUCACACUGGGGAGAAACCCUACAGCUGUGACUCCUGCUCCUUCGCCUGCAGUUCCCUAGGCAACCUGAAAAGGCAUCAGAGGAUGCAUGUGGUGGGACAGGAAGCAGUCAGACCUGCUAGUGGACCUCCUAUUGGUCCCUCUGGUCUGAAGAGGCAGCGGGAGGAGGAGCCUAAUGUGCCAGCUGAAGAAGCCCUAAGGCCUGACCUGAACCUCCAUGUAGGAGGCCAUAACAGAGACUACCUGCCAUGCUCUGAUGGACUGAGGGUACCACCACCAGAACUCCCUGAGCACCAUCCCUCAAGACUUCUGGAGGUGCCUGGCUGUGGACCUGGGGCUGAGUCCGGGGGUAGGGUUGGGGCUGUGGUGGGAGUGAAGUCCGAGGACAGAGAUUCGCUCCCUCCUCUCCCCUUCCUCUUCACCUGUCGUAUCUGUGGUAUCCCCAUGGAGGACGAGGACGGCUCCACCACCCAGAUCUGUGCCAAGUGCACGCUGGACAUGCUGAACAAGGACUCGUCUGGCCCCAACAGCCCCGGAGAGCGUGGGGACAAGGUCUACACCUGCAGUGCCUGUCCCUUCCUCACCCACUACCCCAACCACCUGGCGCGACACAUGAAGACGCACACGGGAGAGAAGCCGUACAAGUGCCCUCAGUGCGACUACGCCUCCGCCCACUUCGACAACCUGAAACGCCAUCACCGCGUGCACACGGGCGAGAAGCCGUACAAGUGCCACCUGUGUGACUACGCCUGUGGGAACCUGGCUAACUUAAAACGUCACCAGCGGGUCCACUCGGGCGCCAAGCCGUUCCAGUGCGCAGUGUGUAGCUACAGCUGUAACCAGAGUAUGAAUCUGAAGAGACACAUGCUGAGACACACGGGAGAGAAGCCUUAUAAGUGCCAGCAGUGUGGCUACACCACAGGACACUGGGACAACUACAAACGACACCAGAAGAAACAUGGCCUCGCCACCGACGGCUGGGUCAAAGUUCAGAUGCCAGGUGCCCAUGAGGAGGAGGAAGAGAGGGAGGUGGGACAGCCAGAGUAAAGAAGGAGAUUGGUGAUGCAGUAUUUGCUCAGAUAAGGAGAAGAAGAGCUGGGACAUACAUUUAACAUGUAAAUAAAAGAGAAAUCCUA
Oncorhynchus tshawytscha (Chinook salmon) is the source of this 2122-nucleotide messenger RNA. Its product is annotated as zinc finger protein 513. The record is from RefSeq and is a predicted model, not a curated record. Gene Ontology annotation, biological process: regulation of transcription by RNA polymerase II. Gene Ontology annotation, molecular function: DNA-binding transcription factor activity; RNA polymerase II cis-regulatory region sequence-specific DNA binding. Lineage: Eukaryota; Metazoa; Chordata; Actinopteri; Salmoniformes; Salmonidae. The transcript has 5 exons. The coding region runs from base 216 to 2033 and encodes 605 amino acids.